AUGGAUGUUCGCAAAGAUCUCGAUGAGUACACACAGAUCAUGCGGCAGCAAAAGCGUUUCCUGCAAGAUGCCAAGAAGAAGCAGGGCCAGCGUCCCCACGAUCGUAAGGGCAGGGACAUCAUGUUGUUUGAGUUCAUGAUGGCAUUGAUGGCCAACACACAACGCGCUGGAAGUGAAGACACACACAUGAUACAUUCAUCGUUUGUUCCACCAGCAUAUCCGCCUUGUACCACAUCUUUCAACUCCUUGAAACCCAUCUCGAUUGAAGAUCUCAGGCUCGAGACGCAUCAUCGUGGCUACUAUCUCGUAUUGCGAGUCAUCACACCUCCGAACCGUAUGACUGCGAUUCUUAUUUUAGUCGAAGACGAGCACGGGGACGUUACGAUGUUGCAAAUGUACCAACAGGAGGAUGAGGCCAGUCGCCCAGCAUCUACAGUUGUCGACAAAGGUUCAAUUCUUCUGAUCAAGGAGCCUUUCUUCAAAGUUACGGCGUCUGGCGAUUACAGUUUAAGAGUGGAUCAUGUUUGUGACAUUAUUUUCCUUCACAACGACGACCCCAGGAUACCGCCAUCAUGGCGACGGAGAUCGUUCGAGUUAGAAAAAUCUGCGGACUCUUUGAAGCUUGAGGGAAAUGCAUUUGUAGGGAAAGGAGAUUAUUGGAGAGCUAUCGACAAGUACUCAAAUGCUUUAGCGCACUCCGCAACACUCGACGAGGUCAAAAUGAUCAAACGAAACAGAUCUUUAGCAUACCUGAAGACGAGGCAAUAUGACGCCGCGUUGUCUGACACUGGCUUCCCAGACUUCGGCGUGGAGGCCUCGGAGAAAGCCUUGUUUCGCGCAGCGGAGGCUUUAUACCAUCUCACUCGUUAUGAAGAAUGUUGCAACGUACUCGAGAAAAUGUGCAGACUCUUUCCAAAUAACAAACAAGCAGCCGCUGCGCAUACACGUGCAUGCCAUCGAUUCUCUGAGAGCAGCACCGGAGAGUUUGACUUCAAGCUUCUCCAGGCUGAAGCAAGGAAGCGUAUUCCCCCACAUCUGGACCACGGCACUUAUAUUGGACCAGUAACGGUUCGGAAAGCCAAAGGAAAAGGUCGCGGCUUAUUCACAACUGCGUCUAUGAAAGCAGGGGACCUAGUGCUGUGUGAGAAAGCUUUCUGUCAUGCUCAUAUCGACGACUCCGGGGAAAGCAAUGCAAAGAUGACUCUUUUGAUGAAUGUGGAGACAGACACAGCCUUCAUGGGCGGUCAAGCAAAUCUCAUCCAGUUAAUCACGCAGAAGCUGUACAAAAAUCCUUCUAUGGCUGCGGCUUUCACUGAACUGCAUCAUGGCGAUUACAAGGCGGUCGACAAGAUGUUUGUUGAUGGACAACCGGUAGUAGACACCUUUCUCGUCGAACGAACAAUGGCCCCCAAUGUCUUUGGCUGUCCUGUUACAUCCCUGAAGAGCCACAAAGAUGCCAUGUCCAACAAAGCCCCGAAGGGAGAUGCCACAUUCCAUUCGUGUGGCAUCUGGAUCAAAGCCUCAUAUAUCAACCAUAGUUGCCUCGGCAAUGUGCGUCGCUCUUUCAUCGGAGAUAUGAUGAUAGUGCGCGCAUGCAAGGACCUGGAAGCUGGUACAGAGAUAGUCUUUCCUUAUACAGCUCCAAGGGGUGACUAUACACUUGGGAUUAAGCAAAAGUUCAAGAGUUGGGGGUUCAUUUGUAGCUGCGCACUUUGCGAGGAUAUCAAAUCUACCAAGCCGUCGGCAGUGGCAAAGAGAAGGAGCUUGUUUGAGCAGCUGGACCGCCUCUGCAAAUCUGGCUUAACAGCGCAUAAUGCUCCGAUCAAAUUCGAACGCUUAGUCGUGGCGCUAAACGAGACAUACCAAUCUCCGGCGGAACAAGUUCCUCGACUUUUGCUGUUGGAUCCACAACUAUUGCUGACGCGCGUCUACAUGGAAAAGCGUGAUCUCACAAAGGUGUUGGAGUCGGUUGCAAAAACUCUUCAGACUCUAGGCUUCAUCGUCGCUGGACUUGAUCCAAGUCCUACAACUUUGAUUAUCAACAAAUGGGGUCAUAUCGUGGACGAUAUAGUAGAGGUCUUUCUACAUGGGCAGUCAGCCUUCGAGCAAUUAGGGAUAUGGGAGAAGUCAAAACAGGCCGAGCAAUAUGCAAAAAUUGCAUAUCGGAUAUUGGUUGGGGAAGAAGCGUCCUUCAAUCGGACAUGGGACACAGUAUUGUGAAUUUCAGGUCUCCAUAAAGAAACCUGGGAGAAUGAGGUAUUGGCAUCAAUUGAAUGUAACUAUUUAGUUAAGAAGUUAUUUACCUACUUACCGUAGA
Messenger RNA from Bipolaris maydis ATCC 48331, 2317 nucleotides. RefSeq lists its product as uncharacterized. Gene Ontology annotation, molecular function: protein binding. The record is from RefSeq and is a predicted model, not a curated record. NCBI's taxonomy places the organism in Eukaryota, Fungi, Ascomycota, Dothideomycetes, Pleosporales, Pleosporaceae.